AUGACUGCAACACGUGAACGCGUCGCAGAUGCUCUCAGGUUCAUGAUUAGUAGAAGAAAGUUCUCUGACGAUUUCGAUCCCAAAGAAGAGACUGAUCUUAUACUCAACAAUCCACAAGCUGUUGUUGAGCUUAUUAAUGAUGACGAAAUACGUCCUCGUAAAAGGGCACAAUGGAUUCGUUUCAUCAAGCCUAUAAUAACAAAUUAUGUUAGAAUGAAUCCAAAAGAUGAAGAUGCAAACAUCAAUCUCAUGAUUGAAAUGUUUGAAUGUUUGAUCAAAAACUCAACUUCAGUCAACAUACAAAUAUCCAAUGCUGCAAGUCAAGAGUUCAAUGCAAUUACUGAACUAUCAAUUUUUCCACUAAAAUUCAUUUCCAAACUCCGCAAACACUUGAUUCAAUUAGUUUCCAAUGAAACAAGUCAAUCCCAUAUUACUAUAUACAUAUCAUUGCUUCAGAACUUGAAACCAUCAAUGCAAUUCCUCUUUAACAUGCUACCAUCAAUGUAUUUCUGCAGAGGAACUAUCCUUAAAGCUAUGACGAAAGCAAAAUUCGAUAUUGCUACAGAUGAUAUUGAAAUAUUUGUGAAUACCAUUGUAAGCGAGUAUUUCAAUGAUUACAUUGAGGAAUGUAGCAAGAUUCUUGGAAAAAUAAAAAAUGAGUCUCCUGAUCUUUGUGCAAGUAUUAGUAACAUCUUUCAUCAAUUAUUAUUGAAAUCAACAAAAGCAUUAUACAUCAUUGAUGCUUUUCCAAUUCCAUCAGAAGUUGAUGCCUUAGAAUUGACAAAAUAUGUUAUCAAGGUUCAAAUCGAAAACUAUGAAAAUAACAAUAAGCAAAAUCAAGGAUAUGAUUGUGAGAAAUAUCAUAAGCUCACAAAAGAUCUUUUAAUGUAUCAUAAUUCAAUAUUCGAUGAUACAAAUAAAAUCGACUAUCAAGCAAUAGAAGACUGGCUUAUGAAAAGGUUGGACAAGUCAUACAUUAAUCAGCAAAAUUCUGAAGAUAGAUUAUAUCCAAGAGUUUGCUUUCCUGCAAUGAUGUUAAUGAAAUUACACCAAUAUUUAUCACCAAAUACAAUGGAUGUUGUAUUGAAUUUAUUUAAUGACAAAGAUAAUCCAUACAAGUAUUGUGUUUAUCUUUUACUUCUGAGGAAGUACUAUCUUAGAAAAGAUAAUGCAGAAGAGUUUCUUCCAAUCAUUCAAGAAAUAUAUAAUCAUGAUUCUCCAUUAAUAAGAAGUGAAUGUGAUUGUAUAAUCGAAGAAAUAGCAAAAUGCGGAUCCAACGAAAUAGUUUUGAACAUUUUUAAUUCCUUUGUUGAAUUACUCAAUGGAAAUCCUGAUGAAGAGACAAUGAGGCGCAUAUUUGAAAGUAUGCGUGUUCUUAUUUUAAGGAUUGAUUUAGAAUCUGCCAAAAUUCGUGAUAUCAUCUCAUUCAUUCAAAAUCAGCUUGAGACUCAUCCAAAUUUGAAGGAUUCACUCGGUCAUUUGUUCCAGUCUUUAUUGAAACAAAAUUCCAUUGAUGUUGAUUUACUCAAGGAUAGUUUCGAGUUAUUUGAUUUUAAGAAUGAAGACGCAAUUAAUUGCUUCAAUUGUUUGAUCGAAAAGCUCAGGAAUUUUGUAACCAAGCCAAAGGAUCAAAUCAUGAAAUUAUACAAUAUAUUAUUCGACAAUAUCAAUGAGCUCACAGAAGGAUAUAUUUCACAAUCAUUAUGGAAAGAGAUUUCCGCUAGCUUCCAAUAUAUGUUUUUGGAUUCGCAUGAUGAUCAAAUUGUACCAAAAGAUCUUGUAAAGAAAAUUGCCUGGAUGCUUACUUGCAUUUAUGUAAAUACAAAUAUUCAGGAUGAAAUAAGAGCAGAAGCUUUCUUUACAUUUUCCAAGUUUUUCAAUAUGGUUAUUUACAAAAAUUAUGAUUCAUACAGUGACGUGAUAUAUGAUUUGCUAAGUCAAGUUAGAGGUGCAGACUUUCCUGAAAAAUGUGAAUAUAAAAUGGAUAAUUUUGAUGCACAUUGGACUGUAUACCACUUGGCUCAAAAAUCAGAUUCAUAUAAAGAACUUCUAAGAAAGAUCUGUAGAAAGUUGCCAGAAGAUGAUUCUGAAGCAAGGCGCUUCAAAACUUAUGUGAUCAAUAAAUUUGGGUUUAUAUAA
Messenger RNA from Trichomonas vaginalis G3, 2139 nucleotides. RefSeq names its product armadillo (ARM) repeat-containing protein family. The coding region runs from base 1 to 2139 and encodes 712 amino acids. The record is from RefSeq and is a predicted model, not a curated record. The transcript has a single exon. NCBI's taxonomy places the organism in Eukaryota, Parabasalia, Trichomonadida, Trichomonadidae.